Molecule: messenger RNA, 8093 nt
Organism: Rhincodon typus (whale shark)
Lineage: Eukaryota; Metazoa; Chordata; Chondrichthyes; Orectolobiformes; Rhincodontidae
Product: protein KIAA0100
Exons: 39
Coding region: 120-6800 (2226 amino acids)
Source: RefSeq, a predicted model, not a curated record
GCAGGUACCGGGGCCUCCAGGCCAACGCGUCCGGUUUCCGGCGGGUCCGCCGCGACUCAUAUCCGGUGUCCUAUGACCCUUGGCCCGCCCCUGAUCCUCCCCCUCCCGCCGGCUCUAAGAUGGCGCUGAUGUUUGCGGCGCUCCUGGCGGUGGCGGCGGCGGUGACGCUGCUCCUGGUGCUGUUCGGCCGCUGGUUACUGUCUCGGAUUGUCACCUAUUUCAUCCACAAUCAGCUAAAUGUGGAUUUAAAAAUUGGCUCCAUUGGGUUUCUCACAAUUUACAAUGUCAGUAUCAAGAUCUCAUCACAGAAGACACUGGAAGUAGACAGAGUCUGGCUCUCCUGUAAGCUGCUGAACAAUGAGUUACCUCACUACUUUGCCCUGUGUUUUGGAGAGGUCCGAUUUCGAGCCGAUUUGAAAGCAGCCUCCCAGGAACGGGCCAAUCCCGGUGAAAAGGCGAUGAAAAGGAGACUGAGCAUCCAGCCUUCAGUGCUGCGCAUGUUGUCACAGCUGCUCUCGGUCCACAUCUACUCAGUGAAUGUGAUGGCUUUAAAUGCCUGGAUCACAGAGUCCCUCUGGCACGUGUCUCUAACAAACUGCACCUUGCUGCUCAGCUACAGUGGAAACAUAAUCAAAUGUAAGGGCAAUGUGAGUAAGCUGGACAGCAAGCUAAUGAAGAGCAAUGGAAUGGGGGAUUUCUGUUUGGUCAACUCAUCCCUGAGUCUCGCUGCCACGUUGGACAUCAGCUUGCCAGACCUGAAAGCCCUCAGCAUGGAGCUGCAAGUGCGUAGUUUGCAGAGUGAGCUGCACGAAGGCAUCUUCACUUCAAACACCCUGCAACUGGCACUAUCGCAGUCCACUGCGCCGCAAGGCAGCGCUGAACUGAAGCAGGAAAACCCUGAAACAACCAAGGCAGAUGAUGGUGAAGCAACUGGUGUCAAAGCUACUAGAUCCACAUUCAUGGACUACUUACCACAAGACAUAUCCCUCGAGAUGGAGGACUCGAGCAUUACGCUUUCUUUGAAUAGUCAACAGAGACACCUGCAUUGGAACUUGAAGAUGUUUCAUUUCCACUAUGAGCCUGAAGACUUUUAUCGGAUAAUGCCCCAUCUUAUCCUGCCACCCAUGAGAAUCCAGCUAAGCCUAGAAAAUGGACUGCUGUUGUCUCAGAGUCGCCAGCGGAUACUGAGCCUGAGCCAGCUCAGCAGCUCCUUGCAGAUCACAGGCAUCGAUAUUUCUGCUUCCAUCACUAUCCAUACCUGCGCUGUUCACUACCGGCACUCUGAGUGUUCGCACUGGUUGGCCCUUUCAGAAAAAUCUACAGAUGCUCAAUUUACAGCUAAAAGGCAAUUUCCUUUACUGAGAAUCCCCAUCAGCGUCACUUAUUCAUUGUCGAAUGUCAGCAGCUCUGUCCAGUUUCCCGAUGUACCUGCGUUUGCACUGGGCUUCGACUCUGUCUUUGCAGACACCCAACACCUGAAGACCCACAGUUCUCACUGGCGUGGGAACCUGGCAGUGAAGAAUCUUUGGUGGAGGGCGGGUGAGGGGUCACAGAUUCCGAGAGCCCCCUCUCCAGCCAAUACGCAUGUGUGGGGAGAUGUUCUUGUUUUGGAGUCAUUAACACUGCAGGGGAGCUACAGUCAGGCACAGUCUUUUAUUGGGGAUUUUGCCAACUCUGUAAACCUAGAUGGCACAAUGAGUGAGCUGCAGGUGGAGAUCUCAGACACAGCAGUGGAGUGCUUAUCCAAAGUAUUGUCACUGAUUCAUGAAGGAAGGAAGAAGCAUUGGGGAGAGAGGUUGGAGAUUGACAGCACACCUGUAAAUCUGGAUUCAGGUUCUCCUGGUGGAUCGGACAUCUAUCUCUUUAAGAUCAAUGUUAAGUUGGAAGAUAUCGCUCUCUUCUUUCUCUCCAGCACCACAGGUGCCAGCAUUUUACGAGUCAAAACCUUCUCCAUUGAUAAAAGCACAGAUAACUUAAUCUGUGAGGUGGAGAGGCUGUCACUCAUAGUGGUGAAGACUGUAAAAGAGAGUAUGGAGCUCCGGCCCAGCAACUCAGCAAGUUCCGACCCCUUCCUCCUUAUGUCCCAUUUCUCCAUGGCUUUCUUCAUGCAUGGUUGGUCGUUCGAGCUGAGUUCCUUUGAGGACAUCAAAGUGCAUUGGGAUCCAGUCAGCCACAUGUACCUGUACCACCACAGCCAGGAGGCACAGCAUCUACUAGAAAGCCUUCUCAAGGUCAUGCUGCUGUUAGACGUGGGUGAGCAGACACUGGGAGGAGAGGGGAGGAGAUCCCUAGACCUGGACCUGGAGCUAAAAAGUCUCAUAGUCAGAGCACACGUGACAGCGAGAAAGUUUGUUCAGCUGCAGUUGGAGAACUUAGUCUGUUCAGCCAAUGCUGUUGAGAGACUGAUCCAGUCAUCGCAGCUUAUCCUGAGCUUUGAUGGGCAUGACAUCUUCUUGUUCAAAGGACUGGAUGGGCGGUUAGAAAGGGACCGGGUUGAACCAGUGUCCCUCCGUGCCCGACGGGAGUCUGCACGCGCUCCCAAGAACGACCUGUGGAUCAUCAAGUUCCAAAGCAUCACUGUGGAGUUCCCAUUCCGUUACGAUUUUUCCCAAACCUUUGACAAAUGCAUUAAUGUGCAGAAGUGGCUGAAGGCGCUCCAUGGGUGGGUGGGGUCAGAAGAGGAUCAAAGAACAGAGGGGUCACUGCCCCCUGACCUGGUACUGCAGGUCAGCCAUUUCUCUUUUGUCUUCUUGGACAAUGUUUUUGAGGUGAAGCUGCGUGAUGACUAUGAGCUGAUGAAGGAUGAGAGCAAAGAGAGUGCGAAGCGGCUACAGCUGCUGGAUGCCCGGGUGACGGCACUCAGAAAGCAACAUGGAGAGCUUCUACCUGCCCGCAAAAUCGAGGAGCUGUAUGCCGCCCUGGAGCAGACCAACAUCAACAUGUAUGUUCAGCGGUCACAAAGACUCUAUGCCAACACACCCAUGCGCAAGGCUCUGCUAACCUGGGCGGUGACAAACCUGGAGAUCACAGCCUCGGUUGACCCUGCUGUGCAAGACGUUGAGUCAGUGAUGAAGGAGAUGGUGAAGAUCGACCCGUUCAGCCAUUUGCCUGAGAAAGGCCUCCAGACGACCAUCCUGUGGUUCCGGAGAGUGCAGUUUACAGCCGACGCAUUUCUCGUUCGAAUCCGGGACUACCCUCGCUACAUGUUUGAGAUUCGGGACUGGAAACUAUCCGGGAAACUGAUUGUAGCGGAGGAAGAUGGCAGGCCAAAAGCACGGAGGAAGGUGCACAUAGCACUUGGAGAGCCCUGGGGAGAUGCCAUCGUUGAAAGGAACAUGCCACCCUUGAAAUGGUACCAUGACUUUGAAUCCCAGAUUUCUCUCUUCACCAUUGUGUGGGGCCCCUGCUGGGACCCGGCCUGGACUCUGAUUGGACAAGCUGUUGACCUCCUCACCAAACCUUCGGCUGAUCCGAGCCCACCCCUCAACUGGUGGGAUAAAAGCCGCCUCUUGUUUCACGGGUCCUGGAGCAUGGACAUUGAACAAGCCAAUUUACACCAGCUUGCCACAGAGGAUCCAUACAACACAACGGAAAACAUGCACUGGGAAUGGAACAAGUUACAGUUCAACUGGAGGAGUUGUCAGUUUGUUUUUAAAGGUGACCUUGAUGUCAACGUCCGAACUGCAUCCAAAUAUGAUGAUUGCUGCUUUCUCCACCUGCCCGAUCUAUGCAUCACCAUCGGCCUCCAGUGGAUCAGCCAGGGGAAUCCCCAUGACCACCAUAGUGUCACUGUGUGUUCGUCAGACAAGGUGGAAAUCCUUCCAGAUGCAGAGAAGCAUGAUUCCUAUAAACUCUUUCGAUCCGAGAGUCUCAAUUUGUCAAUAACCAUGGACCUGAAUCGCUCUGGCCGAGACACCACAGAGCCCCGAAUCCUGUUGUAUAGCAGCACUCUACGCUGGAUGCAAAACUUCUGGGCAACUUGGACAAAUGUCUCCAGACCAAUUUGUCGUGGGAAACUCUUUCAAAACCUGAAACCGAGUAAGAAGAAGCUGAGCCAACAUUACAAGCAGGUGUCCUUCAACCCGGUAUUCCCUCAAAUACAGGUACAUUACUGGGCAUCAUUUGCACAACAACGUGGGAUUGAGGUGCAGUGCACCCAAGGGCAUGUGUUUACCCGAGGAACCCAGAGAUUCAUUUUGCAGGGGGACACAGUGCUGCGACGUCCAGUUUCAGAGUGGAAUAUCACUGAUAUGCGCAGUGAUCUGAGUUUGGUGACGGUCUACCUAAUGACAUCAGCAUUAGAGGAGAGUGCGGAGCAGAGGUUGAACUCCCAGGCGACCAAAACCCACCUCCUCAGCCUGUCAUCACUCAGCUACCAGCGGCAGAGCAACAAAAUAGAGGAGGAAGUAUCAGUGAAGGAGGAGAGGAGUUACACCCACAAGCUGUGCCUUAUUGAUCUGAGAGCAUCAUGGACACCAACCAAUCGCAAUGUAGCAUUUGGCCUCUAUGACGGCUACAAGAAAGCUGCUGUACUGAAGCGCAACCUGUCAACCGAGGCACUGAAAGGGUUAAAGGUCGAUACUGACCUGCAGACCAAGAAACCGAAGCGUUCGCCACUGGUAACACCUGUCCUGAAACCUGAGGAUGAAAAGCCGGAGAGAAAAUCGCUGGAAGGUGCCUCGAUGUUGCAGAAACUGAUUGAGGAGACAGACAGGUUUGUUGUUUUCACGGAGGAAGAUUCCGGAGUGUGUGAUCAGUUGUACGGGAGCGCAGCAUGCCAGACAGACGACGUGAUCAACCGGAAUUGGUUGAUUGAGCUGGUGAACUCUCAGGUGAUGUUACGUGGUGCUGAGACGGUGGGCUGUGUUUUUGUUAGUGCCACCAAGGCCCAGCUGCUGCAGUGCCUGCACCACCCAGCCUGGUACAGCGACACCCUCAAGCAGAAGACCACCUGGACAUGUCUGCUGGAUGGCAUGCAGUAUUUCGCCACUAUGGAGACCAACCCUGCAGAGAAGGAGGAGUGUCAGCUAUGGUUAGAGGUCAAGAACAUCGAGGAACAUCGAUCACGGAACCUAGACUCAGUGGCAGAGCUGAUGGAGAGUGGGCAGGCUGUGGGGGGAAUGGUCAGCACCACCACAGACUGGAAUCUGCCAGCCCAGUGCCAUCAGACACAGCAGGUUCAGCGGAUUAUCUCUCGCUGCAGUUGUCGAAUGUAUUAUGUCAGUUACAGCCAUGACAUCGAGCCUGAGCUGGCAACGCAGAUUAAACCACCCGAGAUUCAGGAGAACCAGAAAGAGGAUCUGCUGAAGAAACAAAAUGGUGCUGUGGACACCUUCACCCUGAUCCAUCAUGACCUUGAGAUAUCCACCAAUCCAGUCCAGUACGCCAUGAUCCUGGACAUUGUCAACAACUUACUGCUGCUCGUUGAACCAAAACGGAAAGAGCACAGUGAACGGAAGCAGCGAGUCCGGUUCCAGCUGGAGAUCUCCAGCAAUCCUGAAGAGCAGAGGAAUAGUAUCCUGCACCUUCAGGAUGCAGUGAGGGAGCACGUGACACGGAUCCGUCAACUCGAGAAACAAAUCUACCUGAUUAUGAAGUCCUUACAGGAUGACCUCAGGAGCUCCGCGCUUUUGAAACAGAGUCACGAUCUGCAGGUCCGGCUCAACCAGGAGAAGGCAGAUCUUCAGGCCAAGAGUGAGGAGCUCAACAUCCUCAUCAGGUGUUUUAAGGACUUCCAGCUCCAGCGGGCAAACAAACUGGAGCUCCGUAAGCAACAGGAGGAUGUCAGUGUAGUGAGGCGGACUGAGAUUUACUUUGCCCAGGCGCGCUGGAGACUGACGGAGGAGGAUGGGCAGCUGGGCAUCGCUGAGCUGGAACUGCAGCGGUUCCUAUACAGCAAGGUGAAUAAAUCAGAUGACACGGCUGAGCAUCUGCUGGAACUGGGGGCUUUCACCAUGAACAACCUGCUGCCAAACUCCUUGUACAAGGUGGUGUUGCGUCCUCAGAACCCCCCGCAAUCAGCUCGACAAUUAGCCCUCCGAAUCUUCAGUAAGGUGCGACCUCCGGUGGGAGGCAUCUCUGUGAAAGAACACUUUGAGGUGAAUGUCGUCCCACUCACCAUUCAGCUAACGUACCAGUUUUUCAGGAGGAUGAUGGGUUUCUUCUUUCCUGGGCGAAAUGUUGAAGAGGAUGAAACAGGGGCUGAUGAAGAAGAUAAAUCCAAACUGGUGACAACAGGGAUCACAGUUAAUGUGAAGUCUCGCCAGCUGAUGGUACCUGAGGAGCCUGCUACCCUGGCAACUGGGAAAGGAGUCUCUGCUGGUUUAAACAGGGGUUCUGGAGUGAGGAGAUCUUUCAGGAAGCUUCCAGAGCAUCCAGUGGAUGACAUUGAUAAGAUGAAGGAGAGAGCUGCGAUGAAUAAUUCCUUCAUCUACGUGAAGAUUCCACAGGUCCCCCUCUGUGUCAGCUACAAGGGUGAAAAGAACAUUGAGGAUUGGAAGGAUUUCAACCUGGUUCUGCCCUGCCUGGAAUACCACAACAACACAUGGACCUGGCUGGACUUUGCUAUGGCUGUCAAGAGGGACAGUCGUAAGGCUCUGCUUGCUCAGGUAAUAAAGGAGAAACUCCGUUUGAAACCAACCUCAGGAUUGGAGGCAAGGGGAAGGAGCACAGAGUUUAAAGCAGAUGGUAGUAUCCAGCAACAAGAGAAGGAUGAGAAGGCACGUCUGCUGAUUGGGUCAAAGCUCAUUUCUGGCGAUAAAGCGUCAGGCAAGAAGUCACUGUUCGGGAAACGCAAGUGAGGCCAGAGAUUGGUGGAUUGAUUCUCUCACUGUUUGCCUCCUUAGAGAGGAUAUGGUGGGCUUCAAGAGGAAUAUAGUGCUGGACAUUACACAGCCAUUUGCUGUCCUCCACCAGACUCUCAUAACCCUAGGCACUUUCAGCUGCUGUAAAAUUGUGUAAAAAAGAAGUUAUUAAAAGCUUAAUAAACUGAUGUAAUUAAUAUUCACACUAAAGCUGCACUGUUUUGUAGUAACUGUAAAAUUUGUAAUUUACUGUUUGUCUUUCAGCUGUAAUCGUGAUAUUUUAAAAAUUGAGCAUCAAAUUAUUUUCCUUUCCACUUUACCAAAAAUGAAAGUUCUGGAAACUUUAGCCAAAUGACUAUGAAAACGCCAAUAAUAGCCCAGAGAGCAAUGAAUCAGUUAACACAAUUGACUGGUCUCUAUCUCCAUUGGGUCCUGUUUACGGGAUAGUCCCUGAUUUAUUUUGGUGCUUUCUGCUGAGGCCUGUUUAUGCAUGAUCACUGGGUGAUUCAGGUUUGUAUCAGUCCCUGUUUAUAGACAAAGUCUAUUACUAGGGAGGAGAGGCUGGGAGCCUUGUGAUGUUACCUGGAACACAACACAGCCCCUUUAAGUUCUCACUUCAGUUCUGAAGAGUGAUCAGAGGGAAUGAAUGAGCUCCAGAUAACAUCCUCAAUAAAAGCAUUAUUAUUUCGUUUUGAGAAUGUAGAAACCCAUAGGAACAAUACUAAGAAAGCAGCCAAUCAGAGAGGAAAAACUACAGAAUCCAUCUGUGCUAAUUCAGUGUUUUAUCAUUUAACCCUGUGGGAAAUUUGCAGAAUUGAGCUUUGAUACUGGGGUACAGCUUCCUUUUGGUAAUGUUUAGUGGUUGUGGGAAAUUUGCUUCACAUAACCCUCUUUACGGUUUUCUUUGCCCAGGUUUGCAGGGGAGUGGCUACUUAGAGGAGAGUUUGUGGGGUCUGCACACAAUACUCCAUUACCCCAUCCCACCUUUCAACUUGCUUUUGAGCAAGUGUUAAGCUCCCUAACCAGACCCUCAGCCUAAAGUGCAAACUCAUACAGCAAGCACUACCCCCAGCACUCUUUUUUAAGGUUUCAGCUCCGAGCACAAUUAAGCGAGCCAUGUACUCAGGACGGGUCAGUGGAAUCCUCACAUUGUUAUAAUCAAUGCGUUGCUUUUUUAAAAAAAUUAGAUUGUUUUUUAAGCAGUUGCUGCUCUCAGUCACUGGUUCCACUUGUAACAAGUUCAUGAACGUAAAAAUGCAAAAAGCUCAGAAUAAAGUUAUUUUGUAACAA